This is a messenger RNA of Leptosia nina, 1668 nucleotides long. NCBI's taxonomy places the organism in Eukaryota, Metazoa, Arthropoda, Insecta, Lepidoptera, Pieridae. The record is from the annotation of a GenBank genome assembly.
AUGGCAGUGCCCUUCGGCUGUCGGCACACGCCGUUCGCCAGUCGUGCGUCGAGAGUCGAGACUCGAGACCAGUCGCGACGCAAGCCGCGAAGCGCUAGACACAGACCGCCAACGUCAAUGGAGUGGCUCAAGAGAGUUACGCGUCAGCGAGAGGCCGAAGCGGGGAGCGGGGACGACGCCCUGGAGAGUGCACAGGAGCGCCGGGAACGCUGGCGCAGCAUCUACGUCAUUUACUUUACAAUGUUCCAGAUGUCGCUCGGGUUCAGCAUCGUGCUGACUGGCGUGUGGCCUUAUCUGGACAAGCUGGAGCCGGGCGCAAGUAAAGAGGCUUUAGGUUUGGCAGUGGGGGUUAGUCCGUUGGGGCAGCUGGUGGCGUCACCGCUGCUGGGGCUUUGGGCCAAUCGCGCUUCGUCUGCGCGCGCUCCUAUCCUCGUCAUGUUGCUCGUCUUCGUAGUCGCAUCCGUGCUCUACGCAAAUUUGCACCUCACACGACCCUUAGCGCAUUCCUGGAUGCUGGCCGCGCGAGCUCUCGUCGGGAUCAGCUCCGCGAACGUGGCGGUGGCGCGCUCCUAUCUGUCAGCGGCGACCAAGGAGAGCGAGCGCACGCGCGCAGUCGCCGGUUGUUCGCUGGCACAGGUCUUGGGAUUCGUGGUCGGUCCGGCGCUGCAGGCGGCCGCCGCACCGCUGGGCCCCGGGCCGCCCUACCCGCCCUCUACGGACACCCGAUCCUUCGCUCUGCGCCUCGACAUGUACACCGCGUCCGGUUGGAUUAAUGCGCUGCUCGGUAUCAUCAAUGUCAUCCUCUUCUUACCGUUCUGUUUCAAAGAAAGGAAGAUCGCCGCUAGAGAAGCGAUGCUCGCGCAAGGAAAGGAAAAUGAGAAGGAAGCUUUGAAGGAAUUAAAGCCGGACUACUUGAGCGGCUGGACAUUGGUGGCGGCGUUCUUCGUGCUCGUAUUUAAUUUUGUCUUACUAGAAACGUUGGCCACGUCUUUGACCAUGGACCAGUUCGGCUGGAGUAAGAAACAAGCCCUCGAGUACAUGGGCGCUCUCAUGAGCGCUGGCGCGCUUGUCGCUUGCGCUGUAUUCGCCCUCAUCACACCUCUCACGAAAAUAUUCGAAGAGAGGGCGCUUCUCCUGUGGGGCGGUUUCCUGCUGACGGGUUUAGCGUCGGUGCUGUGCAUCCCAUGGGGACCGGGAAAACCUCCGUUGGCUCCCGUCGAAGCGACCGAGUCGGGUGGAGGCUGCCCGGCGCAGGCGCAACCGUGGUGUACGACGUCUCGUGGACUCACUCUUUCGCAGUUUUUCCUCGGAUACACGUGCGUCUCCAUCGGUUACCCCCUCGGAGUCACGCUUAUUCAAACAAUUUUCUCUAAGGUGCUGGGGCCGCGGCCGCAAGGCGUCUGGAUGGGCGUACUGACGGGCGCGGGAUGCCUGUCGCGUGCGCUCGGUCCCGUGUUCGUGGCAAGCGUGUACGCGCGUCGGGGUCCCGACGCGACUUUUGGAGCGACUGCCGCCUUCACGUUCGCCGCCCUCGCGGGCCUGCGCCUCGUGUACGACCGCCUGAAGCCGCCCGAGCCGGUCUCGGCGACCAUUCCUUCGCCGCUCGAAAUGCAGCCGCUCACCUCUACUGCCGAUUCGAGUUCCGCUCCGGCCGCCGCAGACCCUUGA